AUGGAAUCAAAGAACAUCACCACCACUGUGACAGAAUUUGUCCUGUUGGGCCUGACACAGCCUCGCAAGCUGCACUACUGUCUCUAUCUGGUGAACUUCACCAUCACUGCAACUGUAGCUGCUGAUCACCAGCUCCGCACACCCAUGUACUUCAUCCUGGCCAACUUGGCUUUCCUUGAUGUCAGUGAUUCUUCAGUCAAUACUCUCCAACUGCUGUCAGGCCUCCUCACCCAACAUACAAUGAUCUCAUUCAAUGAGUGUUUCCUCCAGAUGUUCUUCCAUUUCAUUGCUGGAACAAUGGCUUUUUUCCUUAUAGGGAUGACGACUGAUCAGUACGUGUCCAUCUAUAAGCCAUUGCAUUACUUGUCUAUCAUGAACUGGAACAUGUGUACAGGAUUGGUGGCAAUUGCAUGGUUCAGUGGAUUUGUUCACUCUACUAUAUGAACUGGUUUUCUUCUCCAGCUACCAUUCUGUGGCCCCAAUGUAGUGGACAAUUUCUACUGUGAUGUCCCUCAAGUCAUCAAAGUGGCCUGCACUGACACCCACAUGGCUGAACUACAGAUGGUGUUUAAUAGUGGAGUGAUUCUCAUUAUUCUUUUUGUAGGGUCCCAUCUUAUUUCUUACACUGUCAUCUUGCUGAAGAUAAGGACAUGCAUCACAGAAGGGAAGUGGGAAGCCCUGUCUACCUGUGGAACCCAGAUAACCAUUGUGAGCUUAAUAUUCAUCCCCUGCAUCUUCAUCUAUGCUCAGCCUUUUAAGAAACUCCCUAUGGACAAGGUGGCCUUCAUUGUUUAUACUGUGGUCAUUCCAAUGCUAAACCAAAUGAUCUACACACUGAGAAACACUGAGAUGCAAAAGGCCAUCAGGAGAACACUGCGGAAAAAUCUUUCUCUCCCGAGAGAAACAGAAACCAGACCAGCCAGCAGAUCCAUAGAGAUCGGAUCUGACGCUUCCAUGAGAAAACUGUAUUCACCACUGAGAUUCCUGCUCCUUCAGCAAGCGAGCAAAUUUCUAGAUGUGAGAUAG
Molecule: messenger RNA, 1026 nt
Organism: Pygoscelis adeliae (Adelie penguin)
Lineage: Eukaryota; Metazoa; Chordata; Aves; Sphenisciformes; Spheniscidae
Product: olfactory receptor 4D1-like
Biological process (GO): G protein-coupled receptor signaling pathway
Cellular component (GO): membrane
Molecular function (GO): olfactory receptor activity
Source: RefSeq, a predicted model, not a curated record